Mastomys coucha (southern multimammate mouse) is the source of this 627-nucleotide messenger RNA. Its product is annotated as SLAM family member 5-like. Gene Ontology annotation, biological process: positive regulation of monocyte chemotactic protein-1 production; positive regulation of tumor necrosis factor production; T cell activation. NCBI's taxonomy places the organism in Eukaryota, Metazoa, Chordata, Mammalia, Rodentia, Muridae. Gene Ontology annotation, cellular component: external side of plasma membrane. The transcript has 6 exons. The record is from RefSeq and is a predicted model, not a curated record.
AUGGCCCAGAUGAAAGGUCGGCUUAAAAAACCAAAAAUUACACAGAGUUUGAUGCCAUCUUUGAACAAUACCUGCAAUGUCACACUGACAUGCUCUGUGGAGAAAGAAGAAAAGAAUGUGACAUACAGUUGGAGUCCCUCUGGGGAGAACAGCAAUGUCCUUCAAAUCUUCCACUCCCCCAUGGACCAAUCACUGACUUACAUGUGUACAGCCAUGAACCCUGUCAGCAACAAUUCUGACUCUGUCACCAUCCAGCAGCCAUGUACAGACCCUCCAAGCUUCCAUCCUCACCAUGCUGUGUUGCCAUGGGGACUGGCCAUGCUCUUUCUGCUUAUUCUCAUUCUGGUGUUGACACUUCUGUUCCGUUUGUACAAGUGAAGGUGAGACAGGAUUGUUCUGGAAGCAGAUGAUAUCUCAAAGAAAACAGUAUAUGCUGAAGUUUUAAGAAAUGAUAGCCUCACAGAGUCCAGAAUCUAUGCUGAACUCACUCAGUCCAAGAUGCUGUCCUGUAAGGAAGAGCCCAUGACCAUUUUAUUCCUCAGUGCAGCUUUCGGCGAAAAGACAGGGAAAAACAAGAUGAAGGAUGAAAGACUGCCCAAGACUUUGAGUAAUGAAAUUUUUGUCUAG